Molecule: messenger RNA, 753 nt
Organism: Colias croceus (clouded yellow)
Lineage: Eukaryota; Metazoa; Arthropoda; Insecta; Lepidoptera; Pieridae
Product: general transcription factor II-I repeat domain-containing protein 2-like
Exons: 1
Coding region: 1-753 (250 amino acids)
Source: RefSeq, a predicted model, not a curated record
AUGUUAAAAAGGGUGUUCGAUUUGCGAAAAGAAAUUGCAGCAUUUAUGCUUAAUAAGGAUAAAGCUAUUCCACAGUUUGGUGAUGAAGCAUGGCUAAGUGAUUUUGGAUUUCUUGUUGAUAUAACAGCACAUCUCAAUGAUUUAAAUAAGAAAUUGCAAGGAAAAGAUAAUAUGGUUCAUGAACUAUUUGACGCUUUAAAAGCGUUUGAAGUGAAGUUGGAGUUGUGGAUCAAUCAGUUAAAAAAUAAUAUGACCACGCAUUUUCCACAUUUAUCGUCAUGUCGAAUUCUCAACAUGGACAAAUAUAUUACCGCGCUGCUGGAUCUGAAAACACAAUUCGAGUCGCGUUUUACCGAUUUCCGAAAACAUGAAAAAAGCUUGAAUUUGUUUGCUCGCCCAUUCAAUGUUUCUGUCGAAGAUGUCCCUGAUGAUGUUCAGAUGGAGUUGAUAGAAUUACAAUGCAACUCUUCUUUGAAAGACAAAUUCAACUUAGGAUUGUUCGAGUUCUAUUCAAAAUACAUCACUACUACACAUUUUCCUAAGAUAAGAGACCAUGCACUGAAAAUGACAUCUCUGUUUGGUACCACAUACCUGUGCGAGCAGUUAUUUUCUCGGAUGAAAAACGUUAAGUCGAAGACAAGGAGUAGAAUCACCGAUAUUCACCUAGAAAACAGUUUGAGGAUUUCAACGACCACCAUAGGGACUGAUAUUGAUAAGCUAGUUAAGAAUAAACAAUGUCAAUCGUCUCAUUGA